This is a messenger RNA of Cyclopterus lumpus (lumpfish), 540 nucleotides long. It is a transcript of the gene fam163b, whose product is annotated as protein FAM163B. The record is from RefSeq and is a predicted model, not a curated record. NCBI's taxonomy places the organism in Eukaryota, Metazoa, Chordata, Actinopteri, Perciformes, Cyclopteridae.
AUGUCAGCCGGGACAGUGGUCAUCGCAGGAGGAAUUCUGGCUACAGAUCUACUGACCAUCGUCGCUGUACUGUGUUUAUGUAGGUUGCAGUAUUACUGCUGUAAGAGGGAGGAGUCUGAGAAGGGGGAAGAGGCGGAACCAGAGCUCGCCACCAUGUCUCCGUCCCGGCCUCUGGCUCUGUCCGCUCCCCCGACGCCGCCGACGCCGCAGCGCUACUGCGACGAACCGGACGACUACCCCCCCACCUUCCUCACCGAGGCCAACGGGCCGGCCAGCUACUCCCCCACGCCGCCGCCGCCGCCACGCAGGUGCCAGCGCUCGCACGCCUUCUGCCCGUCCUGCGCCCGCUGCUCGCUGCCCUUCUACCUGCAGCACCCGGAGAGGCUGUGCAACGGCGGCCGUAGGUUCAGCUACAGGACUGUGCAGCAGCAGGACCUGGAGCUGCCCAUGGACCUGGCCAGCUUCUACCAGAAGCUCAACCUCAUUCGCUCCGUCACCAUGAAGGAGGUGGUCACCCACAGCAUCAGCACCGACGUCUAG